AGGAAAGAAGCAUGGCCGCUGUGUUGAGAGGGUCUCGGUACCUAGUUGGAAGGUUUUACAAGAAUGUUGACUUUGCAUUUGUCUCCACAAGGUCCAUGGCCUCGAAGACACAGGUGGGGUUUAUUGGUCUGGGCAAUAUGGGAAACCCAAUGGCAAAGAACUUGUUGAAGCACGGAUACCCAGUCAUUGCCACUGAUGUGUUCCCAGAGUCAUGCAAAGAAGUGCAAGAGCUGGGUGCUCAGAUUGUGGAUAAUCCUGCUGAGGUAGCAGACAAGGCAGACCGCAUUAUCACCAUGCUUCCUUCUAGUCCCAAUGUCAUAGAUGCGUACACUGGACCCAACGGCAUUCUAAAAAAAGUGAAGAAAGGCUCCCUACUUAUCGACUCCAGCACAAUCGACCCCGCUGUUUCAAAAGAGAUGGCUGCUGCUGCUGAGAAGACGGGAGCAGUUUUUAUGGAUGCACCUGUGUCAGGAGGUGUGGGUGCUGCCAGUUCGGGUAAGCUGACUUUUAUGGUAGGAGGAGCAGAGGAAGAAUUUACUGCAGCCAAAGAACUUCUCAGCUGCAUGGGAGCCAAUGUGGUGUACUGUGGUCAAGUUGGAACAGGACAGGCUGCCAAAAUCUGUAACAACAUGCUCCUUGCCAUUGGAAUGAUUGGGACAUCAGAGACAAUGAACUUGGGAAUUAGACUUGGUCUUGAUCCGAAACUGUUGGCUCAGAUCCUGAACAUGAGUUCGGGCCGUUGUUGGUCUAGUGACACCUACAACCCUGUGCCUGGCGUGAUGGAGGGAGUCCCCUCUGGGAAUAACUACCAGGGAGGUUUUGGCACUCAGCUGAUGGCAAAGGAUCUAGGCCUCGCACAGAACACGGCCACCAACACAAAGACUCCUGUCCCUCUCGGCUCCUUGGCCCAUCAGAUCUACCGUAUGAUGUGUGCACGCGGUUAUGCCACUAAAGAUUUCUCCUCUGUAUUCCAGUUCUUGCGUGAGGAGGAGGGCCAGUAAUAUCAGCCUCCACCCGUCCAAAGCCUUGCCAGGCCUGGCCCUGCACAGGACUAACAUAGUGUAGUUAGGGUGCAUUUUGCCCCAAGGACAGUUUUUUCAGGGUUGUGAAAGACAAGAAGCCACAUGAGCUUCAACACAAUGUGACAGGUCAUGUGAGCACUCCUCUCCUGUUUGAAAUCAUGUUUCCUGUGUGAUCUAGCCUUUUUAAAAAUGCAACACUCCAUUCAGUUUUAGAAGCAGCUCGGAUACACAGAGCUGUCGAGUUAAGCCAACUCUACAGAUCUUACUACUUACAAUGCAAAGAAUAUGGUGGGAAUUUUUGGUUUUAAGCAGACAACUCAUUAGCUCUGUUUGUCAAAGCUAAACAGCUGCAAACACGGUGUAGUCUCCACAUAUUUAACUUUUGUUUGUGAUCUUUUUUGUAUGUUUUUUUUUUUCUGUUCACUUGGGUAAUUUCUCUGGACUUUGGAAAUGUUACUUUGGGAUAAGAGUGUCACAUCAUAUCCUGUUAGGAAAUAAAGACAAAUUGUUAUGU
Messenger RNA from Scomber scombrus (Atlantic mackerel), 1536 nucleotides. It is a transcript of the gene hibadhb, whose product is annotated as 3-hydroxyisobutyrate dehydrogenase b. The record is from RefSeq and is a predicted model, not a curated record. The coding region runs from base 12 to 1001 and encodes 329 amino acids. Gene Ontology annotation, molecular function: NADP binding; NAD binding; 3-hydroxyisobutyrate dehydrogenase activity. Lineage: Eukaryota; Metazoa; Chordata; Actinopteri; Scombriformes; Scombridae. Gene Ontology annotation, biological process: L-valine catabolic process. Gene Ontology annotation, cellular component: mitochondrion. The transcript has 8 exons.